Ipomoea triloba (trilobed morning glory) is the source of this 888-nucleotide messenger RNA. RefSeq names its product protein TIFY 9. NCBI's taxonomy places the organism in Eukaryota, Viridiplantae, Streptophyta, Magnoliopsida, Solanales, Convolvulaceae. Gene Ontology annotation, cellular component: nucleus. Gene Ontology annotation, biological process: regulation of jasmonic acid mediated signaling pathway; response to wounding; regulation of defense response. The record is from RefSeq and is a predicted model, not a curated record. The transcript has 6 exons. Bases 51 to 617 code for a protein of 188 amino acids.
UUAUCCCUUUCUCUGAAAGCAAGCAAGCAAGCCCCAAACGCACCCCUAAAAUGUCGAAACUGGAUUCCGCCGUCGAGCUCGAUUUCUUCGGCAUGGAGAAUCAGGCCGCCGCUAAGCCUCCACAGCCUCCCAAGCUCUUCGAGCGCCGCCGAAGCUUCCGCGAUAUUCAGCAUGCGAUUUCGAAGAUCAAUCCGGAGGUCGUGAAGAACGUGAUUGCUUCCGCCUCUGCGAAUUCGAAGGAGGAGCCGCGUCUCUUCCCGGCAUUGCCUGUUUAUGCGCCAGCUUCCAGGACUACUACUGUGUCCUCCGCCGAGAACGGCGGUGGCGAAACGGCGCCGUUGACUAUCUUCUACGACGGAACCGUUUCCGUUUUUGACGUCCGCCGUCUCGAGGCGGAGAAAAUUAUCAAGCUUAUUCAACAAGAAAGCCUCUCUAAAACUGCUGACUCGGCUGAUUCCAACCUCGCAAAUACCGAUGGAGAUCUGCCAUUACAGAGGAGGAAAUCUCUGCAAAGGUUUCUGGAAAAGCGCAGGUCAAGGUUGGUUAUGGUGUCACCUUAUGGUUCUCCGUCUGAGUAUGCAGUCUCAGGCGACACUGCACUAGGGAGCCAAGCCUAGAAGGAGGAAAAAUGUGCAGUGGUACUGAUGAUGAUAAAGAGGACAACUUUGACUUUCUUCUCGAGCUUGUCUAGUUGUCUUAACUAAAAUAACGUGGAUGUUCCUUUUUAGUUACGUUCUUUUUUAACAGUGCUUGUUGCCUUGUUAGAACUUAAAUCGCACGUUUAAGUAUUGUUUUUGUUUUUGUUUUUCUUUUUUAAGAAAAUGUUUGUACCCACUGUAUAUACGUGGUACUCUUUUAUCGGGCUAUGUGCACCUUUGUCAACUACUA